Nilaparvata lugens (brown planthopper) is the source of this 730-nucleotide messenger RNA. RefSeq lists its product as uncharacterized. The record is from RefSeq and is a predicted model, not a curated record. The transcript is spliced from 5 exons. NCBI's taxonomy places the organism in Eukaryota, Metazoa, Arthropoda, Insecta, Hemiptera, Delphacidae. The coding region runs from base 410 to 715 and encodes 101 amino acids.
UUAGGAUAACGAAAUCAAAGAGCCAUUUUACGUUGACGUUUUUUACGUUUGACGUUCAUUACAGAAUUUUCUGUUUGUUUCUGUUCUGUCUGCUUUGUGAAUUCAGAAUUCAGAUUCUAUUUACACAUUUAUUUAAACAUGAUUAUUAAUUAUAUUAAACCUGAUUUAAAUCAAUUUAUCAAUUUUGAAAGACCACUUUAAAGUUAAAAGAGAUAUUGGUUGAACCAGUAAGUUUUUUCUUCAUGUGUAGCUGCUGUUUUGUGCUUAUGGUGAAGCAGUUCAACCAGGCUCUUCCCUGUGGCUAGAUUUCCAUCAAAGCAAGGCCCAAUUCCAGUGACAGAAAAUGCACCAGGGACUGAAGUGUGUUAGAAGUUGUCCUCUUUGACAGUGAGUUUAUAUUCCACUCAUCAUGAUGAAAAGAUCGAUUGGUUUUGGAAGCUACGAUGCUUAUCCAAAAACAAUCAUAGCUCAAAACGAUGUUUACAAUAAGAUGUCGCACCAUUACCGGAGGCUUUACAGUGCCAAACCAUGUAUUGACACAGGCCUGAAAAAACAGAGGAACUCUUCCAAAGAUAGGAAACUCAGCCUUGAUUGGAAUAGUUGCAGAAAUAGAAACAGCAAUUCAAGUCAAACGAAAUUGAAGUGCUGUCCAAACCAGAAAGAUUCGACAAAAUACAAUUACACAAGAGUAAGUCAUAAAUUUUGCUCAUUAUAAUAGACGUGUGAAAUC